Messenger RNA from Punica granatum (pomegranate), 2893 nucleotides. The record is from RefSeq and is a predicted model, not a curated record. NCBI's taxonomy places the organism in Eukaryota, Viridiplantae, Streptophyta, Magnoliopsida, Myrtales, Lythraceae.
UUUCCCCACCGUGUGCUGACGAUGACGCUCUUUCCGCUGGCGGCGUAGGGUAGCCCCGCUGCAUAAUAGGACGCUAUCCUCCUCGACCGGUGUGCGCCUUUCACCCCGUCACCGGAGAGCUCUCUCCAUCUCCGCCGGCCCCUCCCGUCCAUUUGGCGGCUUCACACGAAGGUCCUCAGUGUCCGUCCGCAUUUCAGAAUCUCUUUCGAUUGGAUUCCUCUCCUCCGUUCCCGGCCAUCGGUACCUCGAACCUGUACUUCUCUUCAUUUCUGGUUUGUUCAUGGUGGAGAUGAUGUCUGACUUGAUGAGUGUGGUGAGAGAAGCAUCUGAGAAUAACACCGAUUCGUCCCCACCUGAUAUCAGCUCUGUUGAGGAGACCCCUGAGGAAACAAUACUAUCGCGACAAACUUCCAUCAACCUCGUUCCAUUUAUUGGACAGAGAUUCGUGUCCCAAGAUGCCGCAUAUGAGUUCUACUGCAGCUUUGCUAAACAGUGUGGGUUUUCAAUUAGACGGCAUAGAACGAGAGGGAAAGAUGGGGUGGGGAGGGGAGUGACGAGGAGGGACUUUACCUGCCACCGUGGAGGUUUCCCGCAGCUAAAGCCUUCUGAGGACGGGAAGCUUCUGAGGAACCGAAAAUCAUCUCGAUGUGGGUGCCAAGCAUUCAUGAGGAUUGUUAAGAGGGCAGAUUUUGAUGUGCCUGAAUGGCGUGUCACUGGUUUCAGUAAUAACCACAACCACGAGCUCCUUAAAACGAAUGAGAUGAGUAGUCAUCCUUCUUCCUGUACCCUCUCUGCUGAUGACAAGAGUCGAAUAUGUAUGUAUGCCAAAGCUGGGAUGUCAGUACGACAAAUGCUGAGACUAUUGGAGCUUGAGAAGGGUGUCAAAUUAGGCUCUCUGCCAUUCACUGAGGUAGAUGUCAGAAAUUUGCUCCAGACUUUUAGGAAUGUAGAUCGCGAUCAUGAUGCUACGGACCUUCUGAAAAUGUGUAAGGAAAAGAAGGAUAGAGACCCCAGUUUCAAGUACAACUUUCAGCUUGAUGCGAAUAACAGGUUGGAGCAUAUUGCAUGGUCUUAUGCUGCUUCCAUCAAAUCCUAUGAGGUCUUUGGAGAUGCUGUGAUUUUUGACACCACCCACUGCUUGGAAGCCUAUGACAUGAUUUUAGGCAUCUGGGUUGGAGUCGACAAUCAUGGAGUGAAUUGUUUCUUUGGCUUUGUGCUUCUAAGGGAUGAGAAUCUGCAGUCCUUUUCAUGGGCACUAGAGACUUUCUUGGAUUUCAUGAACGGAAAGGCUCCGGAGACGAUUUUAACCGACCAAAACAUGUGGCUCAAAGAAGCGGUUGCUCUUCAUAUGCCAAGAACCAAACAUGCAUUUUCCAUUUGGCAUAUUGUCGCAAAAUUUUCUGACUGGUUUUCUCUUCUGCUCGGGCCACAGUAUGACAAGUGGAAGGCUGACUUUCUUCGGCUCUAUAACUUGCAUUGUGCAGAGGAUUUCGAGUUGGGGUGGAGGGAGAUGUGUAACGUGUACGGACUUCAUGGCAAUAAGCACAUCAGUAGCUUGCAUUCUUUGCGUGCAUUCUGGGCUCUCCCCUAUUUAAGGUCUUAUUUCUUCGCGGGAAUGACGAACCCUUCCCAUUCAGAGUCAGUCAAUGCUUACAUUCAACGGUUUUUGAGCGCUCAGUCUGUUCUCAACAACUUUAUUGAGCAGGUUGAUGCCAUAGUUGAGUCCAUUGACGAAGCGGAACCGAAGCAGAAGAUGCAACGGAAAGUUCGCAGAGUGACCCUAAAAACAGGAUCUCCAAUUGAAGCCCACGCUGCAAGUGUUCUGACGCCGUAUGCCUUCAGCAAGCUGCAGGACGAGCUUGUCUGGGCCCCUCAAUACGCAUCCCUGAUGGUGGAUGGCACCUACUUCAUCGUGAGGCACCACACGGAGAUGGACGUGGGUGGAGGGGGUUGCAAGGUCCUCUGGGCCCCGCAUGAUGAGUUCAUCAGCUGCAGCUGCCACCAGUUCGAGUUCUCAGGUAUCCUCUGCCGGCAUGUCCUUCGAGUCUUGUCCACUAACAACUGUUUCCACAUCCCUGAGCGGUACCUCCCACUCCGGUGGCGUAACAGUUGCCCUUCACGGUUGAAUUUUCGGAACACUGAGGAAUAUACUGGAAAAGUGCAGCUCUUGCAUUCUAUGGUUUCAACCCUAAUGUCAGAGUCGACUGAAACUGAAGAACGAUUGGAUGUCGCAUUCGACCAAAUCUCAAUGUUGAUUUUGCGCAUCAAAGAAUAUCCUCCCGGACAUGACCGCGGGCACGAUGAGGUCUCCCACAAUGAUAGUCAAGCAGAUUCAUUGAUUCUUCCCGAGGUUGAAGAUGCUGAUGGUUUGGUUCAUGGGUUUGUCCCUGGCAGCUCGCAUGAUUUGACAACUCUUGGGAGGAUGAAGGAGAGGAGACAGAGAGACAGUGGAAUGGAUAUUUAUCGGAAGCGCAGGAGGUGCUCUGUCCCGUGCUGUGGGCAGCUAGGAUAUGAUGCGUCAAACUGCCCGAUGAUGCAAGGGGAUGACUUGGGAUUCUUAUAGGCGAACCGGUCUUUUUUUAAGAACUAGAGAACAGUAUAGAUAUGACUCCAUAAUUUCAAUGCUGACAGAGGAGAAUUCUUCCUCACCCGAAAGGUGAUUCCGCAAAAUUUUCUCAUAGGACUGGAUGGGCUCAAAGAAGACCGUAUAUCACUGGGAAGUAAAUACCUGCAAAAGUGAGUAUCCUCUUUGGUCCGGUUUCCAGAUUAAUGGAAAAUUCUCGAGUUGGAAUCCAUCUUUUGGAAAGUGAAGCUGUCGUGUCAACUGACUUGAGCAAUUGUUACGGGUCAAUAUUUUCUUCCGCGAAGCAUAUGAAAGAGACGAUGUUUUACA